CGAACCCAGCUAAGCUCUCUCUCUCUCUCUCUCUCUCUGGGUCCGAGAAAGUGCAACAGAAUCACUUCCAUCUAUAAAGAAAACCAACCAUCCCUUGAUGGGCACCAAAUUAUAAACACCAAAAUUCUUGCCUUCACCAACUCUAGCUACCUUACCUUUUCCUCCGUUCUUCUCUCUUCUUAUCGCCCCCUUUCUUCUUCCUUUUCUUUCUUUCUCUGCGAGUAUCAUCAUCAUCAUUCACCCUACAGCACAAGAUGGUCGGUUUGUCCUCUACUUCAUCUCUGCCUUUGAAGUACAAGGUGUCUUCCUAGAGAGAGGAAUUAAGCAUCGAAAACCAGGAGAACAUGGGUUGUGGUAGUGGGUCUUGGAGGUUUUUGUUCAGAGCUUUUCUGUUUGUUUGCUUUCUUGUCAUUUUGUUGGUUGAGAUGCUGGCAAGCCGUGGAUUCAUAACAAUAACAACAACAACUAAAAUAGCAACUCCAUCAACAGCAAGUUCGAAGCAAUUUGAGGUGAUGAUAGGAAGAGAUAAACCUGCUGUUCACCCUGAUUUAGAUCCCAAUUACAUGAGCAAAAGAAGGGUUCCUAAUGGACCUGAUCCCAUUCAUAACAGGAGAGCGGGGAAAUCUAGGCAACCUCCUGGUCGAGCUUAGGCGUCAAGAGGAUGGUGAAGCAUCACCAAUGUAGACUAUGAUUUACAAGAUGUAUCAUCUUGUGUGUUUUUCAAGUGGGAUCGAUUGUAAACACUCCUUAGAAAAUUAGAGAAUUCUUAUAAAUCUGCAAAAGCGCUCCAGUUUACAGAAUUAGUAGUGUGGAGGUGGUGGGGCCGGGAGUAAAGCAAAUCCAAGCUUCUCUCACACAAAAAUACACGUACAAGCAUCCUCAGAAUUCAGAAAGAUUAAACAAACUUUGCAGACACCCCCACUUUAGCAUUCCAUUCCAUGCCCCUUUAAUUUUGAGAGAUAAAGAGGGAAAGAGAGAAAGAGAUUCAAGAAUAGAGGAUUAUCUUUUGCAUGUAAAGAACAAAAGAAAAAAAACAAGUAGAUAGAAAAAUGAUCAAUGGAACACAACCCAAGAAAUGUUCUAGUAGACAGACAUACAUGAUAGGAGAAGGUAUGUAAUGUAAUUAAUCUCUUUCAAUCAAUCAAUCUUUUUGGCUU
Nelumbo nucifera (sacred lotus) is the source of this 1157-nucleotide messenger RNA. RefSeq names its product CLAVATA3/ESR (CLE)-related protein 25-like. The record is from RefSeq and is a predicted model, not a curated record. NCBI's taxonomy places the organism in Eukaryota, Viridiplantae, Streptophyta, Magnoliopsida, Proteales, Nelumbonaceae.